Molecule: messenger RNA, 1100 nt
Organism: Morone saxatilis (striped sea-bass)
Lineage: Eukaryota; Metazoa; Chordata; Actinopteri; Moronidae
Product: ensconsin-like
Exons: 8
Coding region: 1-978 (325 amino acids)
Biological process (GO): microtubule cytoskeleton organization
Cellular component (GO): microtubule cytoskeleton
Source: RefSeq, a predicted model, not a curated record
AUGAAAACCAGCAGAGGAGCUCAACCUGAAGAGAGUCCAUCCAUCAACUCAUUGCUCUUCAACAAGAUUGACGAGAGACAGAGAUUAGCGCGUGAGCGCCGGGGGGAGCGUGAGAAACAGAAUGCUGUCAAGGAGGCCCAGUGGCAGGCGCGUGAAGAGCGUGCUAGGCAGCACUAUGAGAAGCAAUUGGAGGAGAGGAAGAGAAGGCUGGAGGAGCAGAGGAUAAAGGAGGACAAGAGACGGGCUGCCGUGGAGGAGAAACGACGGCAGAAACUGGAGGAAGACAAGGCUCGUCAUGAGGCGGUGAUACGUCGGACAUUGGAGAGGAGCCAGAGAACCAGGCAGAAGCCCAACCGAUGGUCUUGGGGAGGGGCACUGCACACAAACACUCCCAGCACACCAGCCGGUUUUGUCGAGUCGGCUUUCCUCUAUCCACUCGACCUUGCUGGACUGGAGCACAUGCAGAGUGCUUUCAGUCUCUACCGCAGAUACGGAAUGACCUCCCAAUAUGCUGACAGGCGGUCAGUGUCCACGAUGAAUUUAUCCAAACACACAGACCCUGUUAUUACCAAGCGUCUCUCCUCUUCCUCUGCCACACUCCUACACUCACCAGAUCGAGGCUUACAGAUGAGAACAGCCUCCUCUCCUGUCAUUAGCAAAGCUCAGUCCAAACCCCGACUACACCAGGGAAAGACCACCCAGCACAAAAACACAGGCCUGCGCCGUCUUCCAUUGACGCCAUGGGAGAGCAACGUGGUGAACCGUCUGCAGCAGCCAACACACUCCUACUUGGCUCGUAGCCGCAGUGCCAUGAGUCUGUCUGGAGAGCAAACAGGUAAUGUACACACAUCCCAUAUGAGAGACCCCUCCUGGCUCUUACGGUCAGUAGCCAGUGAAAUGGAUGAGUUUUUGCAAGUGCGCACAAAACAGGGAAUCACAACUCAUGUGUUUGUGCUGCUUAUAUAUUUGGUCUCUUGACUAGAACCGUUUUGGAUGUUAAUCAGAUUUGGCCAGACUUAAAGCAUUACAUCGUCUGAAACUUCCUUCACCAGCCUGUAUCAGGCACUCAAAGCUCACGCACGCACACACACACGCACACA